AUGAGAAUAAUGGUUCGUGUGGAGCUGUUGGCGGUCAUAGCCACUUGCCUUACUGUGGUGGUCGCCAGAAGCUCACCGCAACCCAGUAAAAUCCAGGAGUUGUUUACAAAUGUUGAACCACGUUAUUCCGAUGACAUAUUUGAAGAUGCGAACUUAGAUGUGCCUGCUUUGAUCAGAAAGUAUCGUUAUCCUGUAGAAAUACACACAGUAAUAACCGAAGAUGGCUAUAUUUUGGAGAUGCACCGCAUCCCUCACGGACGUGACGCUAAUAAUGUACCGAAUCAAAAGAAACCUGUUGUCUUUGUGAUGCAUGGUCUGCUCUGUUCAUCUGCUGACUUUGUUCUAAUGGGACCAGGUUCUGGUUUAGGUUACAUUCUCGCUGAGGAAGGAUUUGACGUCUGGAUGGGCAAUGCGCGCGGAAACUAUUACUCCCGUAGACACGUAACAUUAAACCCUGAUGCCAUAUUGAGCACAGCUUUUUGGAAGUUCUCCUACGAUGAAAUAGGCAACAAAGAUCUACCUGCUAUGAUUGAUUAUGUGCUGGAAGCUACUGGAGAAAAAAGACUUCACUAUGUAGGUCACUCACAGGGCACUACAUCCUUCUUUGUGAUGGGGGCCAUGCGUCCUGAAUACAAUGACAAGAUAAUUUCCAUGCAUGCAUUGGCUCCAGUGGCAUAUAUGGCACAUAAUCGAAAUCUCCUUCUGAAUGCAAUAGCACCUUUUUCUAAUAAUAUCGAAAGCAUUGCAUACUUAGUAGGAAUCGGAGAGUUUAUGCCUCAUACAAUAAUCUUCACAUGGGCAGGUGAAGCCAUGUGUCGUGAUGAAGUGGUAUUCCAACCUAUAUGCAGUAAUAUCUUGUUUUUAAUUGGUGGAUGGAACGAAAACCAACAUAAUGCGACUAUGAUGCCUGUCAUAUUCGGCCACACUCCGGCUGGUUCUUCUGUAAGGCAACUGGCACAUUACGGACAAGGAAUCGCCGACAAGGGUUUUCGUCGGUAUGACUACGGUUCUGCACUAGCUAACUACAGAGAGUACAAGGUCUUUAAACCACCUUCGUAUGAUUUGUCUAAAGUAACCACGCCGGUGUUUUUACAUUACUCCGACAGCGACCCAUUAGCACACGUUCAAGAUGUUGAUAGAUUGUUCAGUGAGCUUGGUAGAGCAAUAGGUAAAUUCCGUGUUCCUGAAAGCACAUUCAGCCAUAUUGAUUACAUGUAUGGUAUCAAUGCCAAGGAACUAGUGUACGAUAGAGUUAUAAAUCUUAUUAAAUCAAUGAAUAUAUAUGGAUUUGAUGAUUAUGUCUAG
Spodoptera litura is the source of this 1305-nucleotide messenger RNA. RefSeq names its product lipase 3-like. Lineage: Eukaryota; Metazoa; Arthropoda; Insecta; Lepidoptera; Noctuidae. Gene Ontology annotation, molecular function: hydrolase activity, acting on ester bonds. The record is from RefSeq and is a predicted model, not a curated record. Gene Ontology annotation, biological process: lipid metabolic process.